UCCUCUUCGCUUUUAUUUCAAGAGAAACAGUUCUUGCUUGUGAUUCAGUUCAUUUUCUAGUCGCUUUGCAGAACCUCACUGCUUUGAAUUCUAUUACAAUGGCCGACAAGGAUAUGGAAGUACAGAAAGCCAAGCUCGCAGAACAGGCUGAGCGUUAUGAUGACAUGGCCGCAGCAAUGAAAGCGGUGACGGAGAAUGGCAAGGCCGAGCUCUCCAGUGAGGAGCGCAAUCUUCUUAGUGUAGCUUACAAGAAUGUCGUAGGUGCACGCCGUUCAUCAUGGAGAGUUAUCUCUAGUAUUGAGCAGAAGGCCGAGGGUUCGGAUAAGAAGCUCGCACUUUCAAAGGAAUACCGCGAGAAAAUCGAGAAGGAACUUCAGGACAUUUGCUCUGAAGUACUGGUCCUCUUGAAGGAUCACCUCAUCGUCAACUCUAAAACCGAGGAGUCUAAGGUAUUCUACUUAAAAAUGAAGGGAGACUACCACCGCUACUUGGCUGAGGUUGCAACUGGAGCGGACCGCGAUGCAAUCGUCGGAGACUCGCAAGAAUCCUACCAGGAAGCUUUCGACAUUGCAAAGACCGGUAUGCAGCCAACUCACCCCAUCCGCUUGGGACUUGCACUCAACUUCUCCGUAUUCUUCUAUGAAAUCCUCAAUUCACCGGAGAAGGCUUGCCAUCUGGCCAAGCAGGCGUUUGAUGAUGCCAUCGCAGAACUCGACACACUAAACGAGGAGUCUUACAAGGAUAGCACUCUCAUUAUGCAGCUUCUGCGUGAUAACCUGACUCUAUGGACGUCAGACACUGCCACAGAGGACCAGGAUGCGGAUGCUGACCAACAGUAAAUAGGAACACCCCAUACUUGCUUUACAGGGCAGUCAUUGGUUUGAUUGCAUCCGCCAGUGUGUGAAGCGCAGAUCUAACUUAGAAGGGCACUGGUGCCGCCCUGGUGCUGCAUAGGCGUUUAUGCAUGAGGAGCAAACCAGUGAACUGUCUCUCUUUACAUAAACUAGGAGUUAACCCAUUCGAGUGCUUAGAGCAUAUUAUGUAAUGUUUGUUUUAUCUUCUUUACUUUGUUGUAUGAAAAGUAUUAGUUCGUGUAUCUGAAUUGCUGAGCUUGUGAUUUUGCUUCACCCCUUUCUUGCAUUUCCAACCAAGUAAACUGUUAUAGCUUCUGGUUGACCUCUGUGCUGGUAGAGUAGGAACUUCAGUGUCCUUUCUUCCUUAUGCCACACGCAUUUAUCUCUUUGGAUUUAUUCAAAAUUGA
Molecule: messenger RNA, 1261 nt
Organism: Sycon ciliatum
Lineage: Eukaryota; Metazoa; Porifera; Calcarea; Leucosolenida; Sycettidae
Product: 14-3-3-like protein 2
Exons: 5
Coding region: 99-839 (246 amino acids)
Biological process (GO): intracellular protein localization; signal transduction
Cellular component (GO): cytoplasm
Source: RefSeq, a predicted model, not a curated record